AGUUCCAGUCAGGCAGAUUAUUAACCUUUCCCUUUGGCAUUAUCUGUUGAGUAGGUGAAGUAGGUAAAGUACUUGAGCUCCAUCUCGCCAUUUACUUAGUUCCAAAUGGCGUUUCCCCUUCGGCGGGAAUCAGCUUUGCCAACGCAAGUUCUCAAACACAAGCACAUGCGUCGCUUGUUGGGCGUUGUCGCCUGUUGUGGGCACAUUUCGCUCCUCCGGAAUUUCGACUCAGCGCAUGCUUUUUCCUUCUCUGCGAAGGCCCGUGUGGUCAACAGAAAAAGCAUCGUCCUAGACGUGUUAUCCGAACGGCGUAAAAAAGCGAAAGUAAAUCGGUCUCCGGAGCAGUUCUUCGGUGAACAGGCACAACUGCUGAAUUCGGACCAGAAGGUAAACAGUGACUCAGCACUCGAAGUAGUGCGGCGCCAGGAGCAUCGAAGGAAACAUGCCCAGACCGAAACUCUCACGGAAUCCGAAUCGGAAAGAGAAGCGGAAAUGCUGCAACAAUCCUCUAAGUCCUCCGUUUCCCUACGGAGAAGUACUAGGAGAAUGGAGACUGGUCGACGUCUUGCGGGCCUGACCGAUGAAAUGAUAUGUCGUCCGAAGGAGUGGCCGAAUUCAAUUGUUAUUCAGAACAAAUGCGCUUCCAAGGCGGGCUUGUGCAGCUCGCGACUCACCACGGAGACUUGCCCGGGAUCUGAUCUGUGGGUUAAGGCGAACGAAAAGUGGUACGAUUGCUGCUACUAUGUGCCUGAUAAGAUGUACCAAAUCGGGGCACAGAUGGGGCUUUUGGACAAAAAUGGCGACAUGACCGCGAAGGCGAAGCAGCUCGAAACCGAACUUAACCAGAUGAGUGCCGAAGAGCAAGACGACCUCGCCGAAAUGAUGUCAGGGUUGGACAUGACGAUGCUCAAGGACCCGAACGCACAGGAAGCCCUGAAAAAGUGGCAGAGUUUUACGUCCGAACAGCAAGAGGAGAUGCUGGACGCCGUGUCCACGGUGGACGACUCAACGUUGCAGUUUCUGACUUCCUCCGAGGGCAAGGAGGCACUAGCGAAGUUUCAAGGCCUGAGUGAAACAGAGCGGGACGAGGCGAUGAAAAUGCUUGGCGCGCUUGACGAUGCGACCAUAGCGACGUUGACAUCGGAACAAGGGCAGGAGGCGCUUGCGAAAUGGAGCAGCAUGACCGAGACGCAGCAGAGUGAUGCCAUGGAGAUGGUGUCCGCGAUCGAUGCUGCAACGAUAGAGUCGCUGGGCUCGCCCGAGGGAAAAAGCGCACUGGAAAAGUGGAGCAACCUCACGCCAGGCCAGCAGAGCGACGCAAUCGAGAUGAUAUCCACGAUCGAUGCCGCGACGAUAGAGUCGCUGGCCUCUCCCGAGGGAAAAAGCGCACUAGAAAAGUGGGGCAACCUCACGGCAAGCCAGCAGAGUAAUGCAAUGGAGAUGGUGUCCGCGAUCGAUACCGCAACGAUAGAGUCGCUGGCCUCUCCCGAGGGAAAAAGCGCACUGCAAAAGUGGGGCAACCUUACAGCAGGCCAGCAGAGCGACGCAAUGGAGAUGUUAUCAGCUGUAGACGCAAGGACCAUUGA
Amoebophrya sp. A120 is the source of this 1586-nucleotide messenger RNA. The record is from the annotation of a GenBank genome assembly. NCBI's taxonomy places the organism in Eukaryota, Dinophyceae, Syndiniales, Amoebophryaceae.